AUGACGGCGUCCCGUCCUGUAGCUGCUGCGCAGUGGCUGUUUGAGUGCACGGUGCAGAAGCUGGUGCUGGUCAUCACGUGUCUGGAGACCAACGAGGUGCUGGAGAGAUGGCAGUUCGACAUCGAGUGUGACAAGUCGGCCAAGGAGAGCAGCGCUCCCAGAGAGAAGUCCAUCAAGACCAUCCAGGACGAGAUCCGCUCCGUCAUCAGGCAGAUCACGGCCACGGUGACGUUCCUGCCGCUGCUGGACACGCCCUGUGCGUUCGACCUCCUGGUCUACACCGAUAAAGACCUGGAGGUCCCAGACAAGUGGGAGGAGUCGGGGCCUCAGAUCAUCAACCAAUCAGAGGAGGUGCGGCUGCGCUCCUUCACCACCUCCAUCCACAAGGUGAACAGCAUGGUGGCGUACAAGAGGAGCGACUCUCUCUGAGCCCGGGCUGAACCAGGACCGGCUCCUUCCUCACCUUUCCUCCUCUCUGGUCCGGCCGCUCGUGUAAAUAUUUCUCUCGCGUUCGUCUGUUUGAAUCAACUGUCUUUUCUCUGCUGUCCUCGUUUCUCCCAAGAUGCCGGCCUCUGUUUUAGAAGAUAGUGAUUUAUAUGUUCAAUCGUUUUAAAGACCAAUAAAGUUCCUUUUGCUUUCCCCCUA
Cololabis saira (Pacific saury) is the source of this 645-nucleotide messenger RNA. RefSeq names its product mitotic spindle assembly checkpoint protein MAD2A-like. Bases 1 to 429 code for a protein of 142 amino acids. Gene Ontology annotation, biological process: mitotic spindle assembly checkpoint signaling. NCBI's taxonomy places the organism in Eukaryota, Metazoa, Chordata, Actinopteri, Beloniformes, Belonidae. The transcript has 4 exons. Gene Ontology annotation, cellular component: nucleoplasm; kinetochore; cytoplasm. The record is from RefSeq and is a predicted model, not a curated record.